AUGAUGCGAAUAAUGGUGGACGAGGAGAGAUGGAGCUUGAAGGAAUCCAAACUAAAACGAUUGAAAUCCUUUCCGAGUCCAAGUAGCAGUUACAAGGUGACCAAAUGGCUCCUCUGGAGGGUCAUGGAACAGAGACUGGGCAUGGAGGUUGUACAUAAGAAAGAAGAGAGCCAGGGAUCAGGGGGUCGUGGAACAGAGACUGAUCUCGGGGUUGUACAUAAGAAAGAAGAAGAGUCCGAAAGCAAGCCUGUAAAUAAUGAAGAAGGAAUGCAGAGGAGAAGGAUGAUGAUAGUGAAGAUGUGGAUAAAGAGGAUUCGGAUUAGAAGAAGGUGA
Messenger RNA from Microthlaspi erraticum, 333 nucleotides. NCBI's taxonomy places the organism in Eukaryota, Viridiplantae, Streptophyta, Magnoliopsida, Brassicales, Brassicaceae. The record is from the annotation of a GenBank genome assembly.